CCCCGGAUUUACUCAUCUCGCCGCGCCUGCCCCGGACCCGCCGGCUGCGGCCGCCAUGAAGCGACCUUGCGAGGAAACUACCUCAGACAGCGACAUGGACGAGACCAUAGACGUGGGCAGCGAGAAUAACUACUCGGGGCAGAGCAGCAGCUCCGUGGGCCGCUCCAGCUCCCCGACGACAACCUCGCAGAUUAUGGCCAGGAAGAAAAGGAGAGGGAUUAUAGAGAAAAGGCGCCGUGAUCGUAUAAAUAACAGUUUAUCUGAGCUGAGGCGGCUUGUGCCAACUGCUUUUGAAAAACAAGGAUCUGCCAAAUUAGAAAAAGCGGAAAUAUUGCAAAUGACGGUGGAUCAUCUGAAGAUGCUUCAGGCGACUGGAGGUAAAGGUUAUUUCGACGUUCAUUCGCUGGCCAUGGACUUCAUGAGYAUCGGCUUCCGGGAGUGCUUGACUGAAGUGGCCAGGUACCUGACCUCGGUGGAGGGCCUGGACACGUCGGACCCGCUGCGCGUGAGGCUGGUGUCCCACCUGAGCACCUGCGCCUCGCAGCGGGAGGCCGCCGCCAUGACCUCCUCCAUGGCGCACCACCACCACCACCACCACCACCACGCACUGCACCCGCACCACUGGGCGGCCGCCUUCCACCACCUGCCGGCGGCGCUGCUGCAGCAGGGCGCGCUGCACGCCUCCGAGGCGGCCCCGUGCAGACUCUCCUCCGACAUGCCGCCACACGGCUCGGCCCUGCUCACGGCCACCUUCGCCCACGCCGACGCCGCACUGCGGGUGCCCGCCGCUGGCGCCGUCGCUCCCUGCGUCCCGCCUCUCUCUACCUCUCUCCUGUCCCUCUCRGCGACCGUGCACGCGGCCGCCGCCGCCGCCACAGCGGCCGCCCAGACCUUCCCGCUGUCCUUCACAGGAGCCUUCCCCAUGCUGCCCCCCAGCGCCGCUGCCGCCGCCGUGGCGGCCGCCACCGCCAUCACCCCGCCGCUCGCCGUGGCCGCCACGUCCAGCCCGCCGCAGACGAGCAGCGGAGGCACUAGCAAACCUUACCGGCCCUGGGGAACUGAGGUCGGGGCUUUCUAA
Nothoprocta perdicaria is the source of this 1078-nucleotide messenger RNA. RefSeq names its product hes related family bHLH transcription factor with YRPW motif 2 (gene HEY2). The coding region runs from base 56 to 1078 and encodes 340 amino acids. Gene Ontology annotation, biological process: regulation of neurogenesis; circulatory system development; regulation of transcription by RNA polymerase II. The transcript is spliced from 5 exons. Gene Ontology annotation, molecular function: protein dimerization activity; DNA-binding transcription factor activity, RNA polymerase II-specific; RNA polymerase II cis-regulatory region sequence-specific DNA binding. Gene Ontology annotation, cellular component: nucleus. The record is from RefSeq and is a predicted model, not a curated record. NCBI's taxonomy places the organism in Eukaryota, Metazoa, Chordata, Aves, Tinamiformes, Tinamidae.